GGAAGUUCAUCAAAAAUACAUGAAGGAACAAUUUCUGAGCUAUUGGAACAGAUUCGGAUCUGGAUUGGUGAUUUAUUGAAAAUAUGUUAAAUGAUGUUGCGAUCGCCGAGGUUCCCAACUUAUCGCGCGACUUCUUGCGCGCUUGCCAAAACGGAGACCUACGCAGAGUGGAAACUCUCGUCGCGAGGUACGGAAUUCGCGAUUGGAGCGACCUUCGACACGCGGCAUCUGGCGACACCGCGUUGCACGUGGCUGCGCGCGUAGGAGAUUUGAAUGUGGUGAGAUAUUUGUGCGAACGUUUCGACAUGCCAAGAUUUAAAGUUGACGUCGCCAAUAAAGACAUGAAGAGACCUUUGCACGAAGCUGCGCAGUUUGCGCGGGAAGACGUUUUGAACUACUUAUUGGAAAAAGGUGCAUCGGUGGACGCGUUGAAGCGCGGCGACUGGACGCCUCUGAUGCUCGCAUGCACGAAAAGCGGUUCCGCGGCUUGUCAAUGCAUCGGGGCUCUUUUGGCCGCUAACGCCAACGCCCGUUUACGCAAUAAAGACGGCUGGACACCUUUGCACAUCGCUUGUCGAGCGGGUGACGAGAACGCAAUCGCUUUAUUGCUGAGACAUUCACCGGAGUGCAUCAAUGAUCGUAGCAACAAUGGUCGUAGCGUGUUGCACAUUGCCGCAUUUCACGGCCAUGAGAAAGUAAUUAAAUUGAUCGUCACGUCGAACGCGAACCUUCUGAACGCGCAGGACUCUUCGGGUUCUUCGCCGCUCCACGAGGCGAUGAAGCACGGAAAUCUGAAUGCAGCAAGAUACAUCAUUCGUUCGGGAGCCAACGUUGGUCUCGUAGACAAUGUCGGUCAAACUAUUCUGCACGUUGCCGCGCUGACCGGCAACGUGGAGGCGGUUGAAUAUAUUUUGGAGCAAUGCUUGAUUGACGUGAAUUGCGAAGCUUCUUUCGGAAUUACUCCGCUAAUAGUGGCGCGAAAGAAUAAUCACGGCGACGUCGUCAACGUUCUACACAAAUACGGCGCUAAAGAAUAAAAGUGUUUUUCUGACAAUCACUUGUGUAUUCCACUUUUCCAAAAUAUAUUCCAGACUUUUUUUGUAUGAUAUUUUUUCAGCGUAUAUAAAUUUCACGCGCAGCAACAGAUUUUAAAAAUAAUUAUUCUUUAUCACGAUCAACAAAAGUGGAAAAGAAAUGUUAAUAAGAAGAGUAUCUCGCGCGUGGAAAGAUUAAAAUAAAACACUCUGUAUAACGUGUGUGUAAAUUUUCUGCAGAUUUUAUUUCAAAUCAAGAAC
Pseudomyrmex gracilis is the source of this 1295-nucleotide messenger RNA. Its product is annotated as ankyrin repeat domain-containing protein 16-like. The transcript has 4 exons. Gene Ontology annotation, molecular function: protein binding. NCBI's taxonomy places the organism in Eukaryota, Metazoa, Arthropoda, Insecta, Hymenoptera, Formicidae. Bases 84 to 1037 code for a protein of 317 amino acids. The record is from RefSeq and is a predicted model, not a curated record.